Molecule: messenger RNA, 4794 nt
Organism: Loxodonta africana (African savanna elephant)
Lineage: Eukaryota; Metazoa; Chordata; Mammalia; Proboscidea; Elephantidae
Gene: SIDT1
Product: SID1 transmembrane family member 1
Exons: 25
Coding region: 1-2592 (863 amino acids)
Biological process (GO): RNA transport
Cellular component (GO): lysosome; plasma membrane
Molecular function (GO): double-stranded RNA binding; RNA transmembrane transporter activity
Source: RefSeq, a predicted model, not a curated record
AUGCUCGACUGCGCGCGGCUGGCGCUGCUGUGCGCGCUGCCCGGGCUCCUGCUGGCGGUGGCGCCCGGGCAGCCCGCGCAACCCCCUGCGCAGUCCCUCGCGCCCCGCCGCGCCCGGGGAGACCCAGCCAGGGGCGCCGACUUCGACCGCGUCUACAGCGGAGUGGUGAGCCUCAGCACCGAGAACAUCUACUCCUUCAACUACACCAGCCAGCCCGGCCAGGUGAACGCAGUGCGGGUAUAUGUGAACAGUUCCUCUGAGAACCUCGAUUUCCCAGUCCUCGUUGUGGUUCGCCAGCAGAAAGCGGUGCUGUCCUGGCAGGUUCCUCUGCUCUUCCAAGGAUUAAACCAGAGGAGUUACAGCUACCAGGAAGUGAGCCGCACCUUGUGUCCCUCAGAAGCAACCAAUGAAACAGGACCUUUGGAGCAGCUGAUAUUUGUAGAUGUAGCAUCCAUGGCACCACAGGGUGCCCAGUACAAACUGCUGGUCACCAAGAUCAAGCACUUUCAGCUCCGGACGAAUGUUGCCUUUCAUUUUGCUGCCAGCCCUUCUCAACCUCAGUAUUUUCUGUAUAAAUUUCCCAAAGACGUGGACUCCGUUAUCAUUAAAGUGGUAUCUGAAAUGGCUUACCCCUGUUCCAUUGUCUCCGUCCAGAAUAUCAUGUGUCCAGUGUAUGAUCUUGACGACAAUGUGGAAUUUAAUGGUGUCUAUCAAUCCAUGACCAAGAAAGCUGCCAUCACACUACAGAAGAAGCAUUUUCCAGGCGAGCAAUUCUUCGUGGUGUUUGUGAUAAAGCCUGAAGACUAUGCCUGUGGAGGAUCUUUCUUCAUCCAGGAAAAGGAGAACCAGACCUGGAAUCUGCACAGAACAAAGAACCUUAAAGUAACCAUUGUUCCUUCCAUUAAAGGAUCCGUUUAUAAGGAAUCCAUUCUUCUCAGUUUCUUCAUCUUCUUCUUAUUCUACUUGGGAAGCCUGCUUGUUGGAUUUGUCCAUUAUGUCAGGUUUCAGAGAAGACCCAUUGAUGGAGGCUUUGGUUCCCGUGAUGGUUCCGGGAAUAUGGCAGCGUCACAUCCCAUUGCUGCCACCACACCUGAAGGGAGCAACUAUGGAGCAAUAGAUGAGUCAAGCUCCAGUCCCGGCAGGCAGAUGUCCUCCUCAGAUGGUGGGCGCCCAUGCCAGUCAGACACGGACAGCUCCGUGGAGGAGAGUGAUUUCGACACCAUGCCAGAUAUUGAGAGUGAUAAAAACAUCAUCCGGACCAAGGUGUUCCUCUACCUGUCAGAUCUGUCCAGGAAGGACCGGAGAAUUGUCAGCAAGAAAUACAACAUUUAUUAUUGGAACAUCACCACAAUCGCUGUGUUUUAUGCGCUGCCUGUGGUCCAGCUGGUCAUCACCUACCAGAUAGUGGUAAAUGUCACUGGCAACCAGGACAUCUGCUAUUACAACUUCCUAUGUGCUCACCCCUUGGGCGUCCUGAGUGCCUUCAACAACAUUCUCAGUAACCUGGGCCACGUGCUUCUGGGCAUCCUCUUCCUGCUGAUAGUUUUCCGGCGGGACAUCCUUCACCAAAGAGCCCUAGAAGCCAAGGACAUCUUUGCAAUGGAGUACGGGAUCCCCAAACACUUUGGCCUCUUCUAUGCCAUGGGCAUCGCCUUGAUGAUGGAAGGGGUACUCAGUGCUUGUUACCAUGUCUGCCCUAAUUACUCCAACUUCCAAUUCGACACCUCCUUCAUGUACAUAAUUGCUGGUCUCUGCAUGCUGAAGCUCUACCAGAAACGCCACCCAGAUAUCAACGCCAGUGCCUACUCUGCCUACGCGUCCUUUGCCGCGGUCAUCAUGCUCACCGUCCUUGGAGUGGUUUUGGGGGAAAAUGACGUGUGGUUCUGGGUCAUCUUCUCUGCAAUCCAUGUUCUGGCUUCUCUGGCCCUCAGCACCCAGAUCUACUACAUGGGUCGUUUCAAGAUAGAUGUGUCUGACACAGCAGAUUUGGGGAUCUUCCGGCGGGCCGCUAUGGUGGUGUACACGGACUGCAUCCGGCAGUGUAGCUGGCCUCUGUACAAGGACAGAAUGCUGCUGCUCAUUGCUGGGAACCUGAUUAACUGGUCCAUUGCCCUCUUUGGACUGAUAUAUCGACCCAGGGACUUUGCUUCCUACGUGCUGGUCAUCUUUAUCGGUAACUUGCUGCUGUACCUGGCCUUCUACAUCAUCAUGAAGGUAAGAGUGGGCGCUAGGAGUGGGCAGUGCCUCCAGCCCUUCACCAGCUGGCCAGGUGAGCUUUGCCAGCGACCACCUCUCACCCCACAGAUUCUCAGCUCAGAGAAGGUCCUUCCAGUCCCAUUCUUCUGCAUCAUUGCCACUGUCGUGAUGUGGGCUGCCGCCCUGUACUUUUUCUUCCAGAAUCUCAGCAGCUGGGAGGGAAGCCCAGCGGAAUCCCGGGAGAAGAACCGAGAGUGUGUCCUGCUGGACUUCUUUGACGACCAUGACCUCUGGCACUUCCUCUCUGCUAUUGCCCUGUUUUUCUCAUUCUUGGUUUUGUUAACUCUGGACGACGACCGGGACAUGGUUCGGAGGGACCAGAUCCCUGUCUUCUGAGCCUCCAGCAUUAAGAGGGUGAGAGGGAGCCAGCACUCUUGGUGCUGUUUUGUGAAACAUACAGGGACUGCAGCCAAGUGACCACUGCCCACUGUUCCACUCGCCCCCUUAGAGUUGAAUCUGCUUAUAUCCACACAGGAAGAAGAGGACCUGGGGGGGACCCUCAAAUCUGCCAGAGGCAGGACAGAAGGGAAACCCCAGCAUUGGACAGAGACAAGCCCGGAAGAGCCAAGAAACAUCCCAUCCCCUUUUGUCACCAGCUCUGAGUUAGAGAUGGACAAAAGCUGCACCAAAGUCAACUCUCUCUUAGGACCCCUCCCACCCUCACCUCGGAUUUGCCAGAUUUGGUGGAAUGAUUGUGGGCUGCCUCUGUGCCCAGAAAGGCCAGCCACUCAGAGUUCCUGCCGAGACGCACUGGCUUGCCCCCUUGGCAUUUCUGCAACAGCUGCUGCUCUAGACACCCCAAAGCAGGAGUCCAGGGAGGUGGGAUUCCUCAGAGGGUGGUAGAGAGAUGACCCAAGACCCUACCCAACUGAGGUAGAUGUUCCACCCUUACCAGCUGGUGGCCCCCUUCAAAGGAGAACUGUAUGUUUCACCCAGGUUCUUGACCCCAUUAGAAGGACACAGGAUUGGGCUUUGUCACAUGCUCCUCUUAAGAGGUCACUGGGACCAAAGGCUUGGGUGCUUACUGGUUCCUCAGUGUCUCCACCUCACUGCUGUGUGUCGACCCCAUAACUCAGGCUCUACCUUCUUGGGAAGGCCCUGUUCCUACGCAGCUUCUGGCCAACUCCAAGGUGGAAGGGAAAAUGGGAAAAUCACUUCUAGCAGCAGGAGGAACCAGAGAAAAAUGGCCAACAGUACUAAGAGCCUGGUAAUAUCAGCAUCGAGCAAACAGGCCACCCAUAAGGACUUGCGAUCCUGGAGCAAAUUCAGCAAAGGAAAACGUGCUUACUGAACCUUCCAAUUCAUACAGCUCAAUUCUGCGCCCACAUCACCUAGGGCCCUCUAGAACUGAGCCCCUUAUCUGUCAUUUUGUGCAUAUCAGGGGCUCUGGGGGUUUCUCCCUGAAGUUCUCAGAAGUGACUCUCAGGAUGACCGCCUCUGCUCUUCUCUGGUUGCCAAGAGCACAGCUGAGUUAGAGCCGUCUCUUGGUUGCGCCUGAUACUCAUUCUCCCCAGUGAGGUGUUGAGAAGCUCAGCACCCCAGUUUCACCCUCAUGCUGCCUGACAGCUCUGCCGCUAGGAAGCCCCAUUCUUACAAGCUCCCUUGUUGCUGGAACAUGGCGUAAUUAAAAAUACAUGUGCACAGGUACACACACAGACAUGUUUGCUUGAAAAACCGAAGUCACCUGUCACUUCUGCUUUCCCUCCUGAAUCAGGCACUGUUUUUAAAAAUUAUUAUCUUUCUCUAGAAUAUUUGCAUGAUGUUCAAAAACACAGUUUGAAAGUUUGAAUCUCAAGUUUUUCCUGAUUUUAAAAACACAGAGAUGCUUCCAGUGAAAUACUCUGUGGUUUUGUUUUUUGUUUUUCCUAAAAUGCCCCAAGUUUGUAAUUGGUCUUAUGUUAUUCUUUCUUCCUUACACCACUAAGCCAUUUGAAGGCCAACUAUUAAAUAGUCGGGUUAAUUGAACAUCUAAAAAAAUUCCAAGCCUGACUUGAUUUCAUUCUUUGGAUUUAAAUGAACUAAUGGUUUCAAAAGGAGCCCUGGUGGCACAGUGGUUAAAGCACUCUUCUGCUAACUGAAAGUUGGCAGUUCAAACUCACCAGCUGCUCUGCAGGAAAAAGAUGUGGCAGUCUGCUUCCAUAAAGAAUUACAGCCUUGGAAACCCUAUGGGGAGUUCUACCCUGUCCUAUAGGUCAGAAUCGACUCAACAGCACUGGGUUGCUUGGUUUGGGGAAUGGUUUCAAAUCCAAAAAAAGACCCACUAAGAAAAUGUGAGCAACAGAGUCUACCCAGCUAGCCUUGGGGCCAGAAGUGAGUAAAUUGUACGAUGCCUUACCUGUUCGCUAGCUUGUUGGGGAAAUAUGUCCAUGGACUGGGCAGUGUCCUGUAAAAAUGGAUAGAUCACGACACUAUAUUCUUAACCAUUUUCUGGUAACGUCUGUCUUGUGCUAUAAAGUCACACAUUAUGGUCAGUUUUGUUCUCUGCAUGAGGACCAAAAACCCUGAACAAGCUUACUCUUAUAAAGACUACUUCUAAAA